Molecule: messenger RNA, 939 nt
Organism: Phytophthora nicotianae INRA-310
Lineage: Eukaryota; Oomycota; Peronosporomycetes; Peronosporales; Peronosporaceae
Exons: 1
Coding region: 1-939 (312 amino acids)
Source: RefSeq, a predicted model, not a curated record
AUGUUCAAGCGCGUCCUAGCACUAUAUAAGAAGGACAUUUCGAUGGUGGCUUUUCUGGUAGCUGACAAUUGCGCGACAAAUCAGCGUAUUGCUACGUUGUUGGAGUUACCACUGGUCGGUUGCGCAAGUCAUCGAUACAACCUUGCGGUGAACCGGUACUUAGCUUCAUACGAGACGGAGCUCACUGUAGUUAACAGCCUCAUGGUGCAGCUAUGUCAUGUCAACAACGCGGCGGAACUAGCAAGAUUCACGGAUCGAAAACCUGUCAAACGGAAUAUUACUCGUUGGUCUUCAACGUUUGAAAUGGUGUGCCGCUACAAAGAAAUUCGAGAUUCUAUUCGACAGGUUGAUGCUGUUGAAGAGUUCAUCCCAAACGGUUCGACCCACAAGAAGCUUCUCGCUCUGCUAGAGCAACUCAAGAAACUGGAUAGUGUGUGUAAGACACUCCAGUGUGAGAACACCAGCAUGGCCGACGUUCGCGUUCUGUUUGACCAGGUAGCUGAUGACUACCCAGUUAUGGCAAGUCAUCUACGUCCGACUGCGAAGAUCGUUCACACGCCGAUUUUUGAGUCAGCUUUGGUUAAGAUUAGCAACAACACAAAGCUCACUGCGUCUGAAUUGCGAGCGGUGCAGCGAUUCAUAGUAGAGCCAAUCGCUACAAGCGGUAAAAGGAAAGAACGCGCGGCAAGCAACUACGCCAGCGAGAUUCUACGAGGAGGAAAGCAGAUGCGAACUGCGGGUGCUGCGACGGUGAGCUUUCACGAGCUGGCGAAGGUGGUACCGCCAACGUCGAACACAGUUGAGCGGCUUUUUUCGCAGUGUAAGCUCGUCGUGAUGCCUCAGCGGACGUGCAUGCUACCUGCGAACUUUGAAAUGCUGGCGUUUCUUCGCGUUAACCGUGACAUGUGGAACGCGGCGUCGCUCAUCACCACGGAGUAG